This is a messenger RNA of Aspergillus udagawae, 2310 nucleotides long. RefSeq lists its product as uncharacterized. The transcript has 6 exons. Bases 1 to 2310 code for a protein of 769 amino acids. The record is from RefSeq and is a predicted model, not a curated record. Gene Ontology annotation, molecular function: oxidoreductase activity; FAD binding. Lineage: Eukaryota; Fungi; Ascomycota; Eurotiomycetes; Eurotiales; Aspergillaceae.
AUGACUUCUCUACAGCUACUCACUCUUUAUCUGGCUGGUCUGGUGGUGGCUAAUUGGAAUGUAUCCGUGGCAGGAACUCCAUGUGCCUGUGCACAGCUUGGGUCGUCCUACCCGGACAAGCUCCUCUUUCCGUCAUCGGCAAACUACACAGUCGAGGCUACCAGCUACUGGGACAUCCGGGAUGACCUUCACCCAUCCUGUAUCUUCCUCCCAACUACCGCUAUUGAAGUUGCGAACGCCGUGAAGAUCCUCACCCACUGUGAUGCGCACUUUGCCGUCCGCGGGGGUGGACAUAUGAAUUUUCCCGGAGCCAACAAUAUCGACAACGGCGUCCUUAUCGCCCUGUCCGGAAUGGACCAAUUCACCGUCCACAAUGAGACCAUCGACGUCGGACCAGGCAUGACCUGGUACGACGUCUACUCUGCCCUCGACCCCUACGGACGCAUCGCUAUCGGCGGUCGUCUCAAGACCAUCGGCGUACCUGGCCUCACACUGAUCGGCGGCGUGCAUUACUUUAUCAAUAAGUAUGGAUUCGCCAUGGACAACGUCGUCCGGUACGAGGUGGUGCUGGGGAACGGGACGCAGGUGGUUGCCUCGUCGACCUCGCACCCGGAUUUAUUCUGGGCGUUGAAAGGCGGCGCGAAUAACUUUGGAAUCGUGACCAAGUUCACGCUGAAGACGUUUGCGAUUCCGAAGAUCAGUACCACAAUCCAGAGUUUCAACGAGUCCGCCAUCUAUGAUUAUAUCACCGCUGUAUGUGAUCUGGUCAGGCUCGAUGAGCCGAAUCCCAUCGCGGCAGGCGGCGUCUUCACGAUCAAUUACAAUGCCACGACGAAGGUGUCUUCUGCUUCGCUGAUUGGGGUGCAAGAAGGCGUUAGCAGGCCUCCGUCUCAGUUCGCCAAUUUCACUGCUAUCCCUGGGACUGGUACUUCAAAAAUACACAAUGUGACGACUGGGAAACAGUUUGCUGCGGGGCUCAUCACCCCAAAUCAGAUGUUCCGUGUCAUGUUCUCUCACCACACCGUACAGCCCGACGCCGAGACCCUCUACUCCAUCUAUCAAGCGUGGAAGAGAGCGGUCGAUGAGAUAUCCGACGUGCAAGGCCUCUACCCGACCUUUAUCAUGAACCUCUCUCCAGCAGGGGCAGCGCGCGUAGCCAAGACUAAUGGAAUCGGGAAUGUGUGGGGCCUGGACGACCAGCCCAUGAUAUUGUGGCAAUUCAGCACGGGCUGGGAUCUUGCGUCUGACGACAUCCGCGUGCAAACCUGGUCGCGUCGACUCGCCGAGUCUCUGCACGCCAUUAACAGGAAGAAAGGCAUUAGCUCCGAGUUCAUCUAUAUGGGCGAUGCGGGCGAGUGGCAGGAUCCGUUUGCUGCGUUUCCUGAAGCCAAUGUGCAGCGGAUGAAGGCAGUCCGGGCUGCCUAUGAUCCUUUGAGGACCUUCUCAAGGCUGAACUGGGCGACCACUGCAACUGCCAUUUCUCCCCCUGAGAAGCAAGGCAUAGAAACAGAGCUCAACUACUGGGAGGGCAGCGACGACCCGAUCAUCAUCGAUUUCAACACACCCGACGGAAAACAGAAAUUCGCAGAGGUAGAAAAGCAAGAAGCGAGGCAUCCAGUCCUCAUCCACGACAUCCGCGGAACCGAGGACCAGUACACGCUAGAAAAGCACGGAUUCCAAUACUUUCACGACGAGGUUCCGGAGCUCGACGACUGGACCGACGAGCAAAAGGUCAUCGACACCCUUAUCCCCAAGUCAGAGGAGCUCGUCCGCAAAAUAACCGGCGCCAAAGAAACAAUGACUUUCACCCACCGCAUCCGCUGCUUCUCCUCCGACGAAGCAAAACUAGCCGAUAAUCGCGCCCCAGCGCACAGCGUCCACACGGACUUUACCGUUGCGGGUGCGCUUCGGCAUCUUGAGAAUGAGAUCUCCGACCCGGAGCGCGUCAAGCAGCUGUUCAGCGGUCGAGUCAUGAUCGUCAAUGUCUGGCGGCCGUUGAAGACCGUUCAUCGGGAUCCGCUCGCUGUCUGUGACUGGCAGUCUACCAGCCCACAGCAUGAUAUCGUGCCCUAUCGACUGGUCCUUCCGCAGGGCUGGAACGAGCUGAGCAAGGUGCGAUACAGCCAGGAUCAUCGCUGGUACUAUCUCAGCAAGCAGCAGCGCGAUGAGCCGCUGGUGUUUACGCAGUUUGAUAGCUCCCGGUUGGAGGAGGGCGGAUGUACGCUGGCGCAUAGCGCUUUCGAGCUCCCUUCCACCAUAGAGUAUGAGCCUCGGCAGAGCAUUGAGAUUAAGAUGUUUGCAUUUUUGUAG